Messenger RNA from Maylandia zebra (zebra mbuna), 2798 nucleotides. Its product is annotated as NACHT, LRR and PYD domains-containing protein 3. The record is from RefSeq and is a predicted model, not a curated record. Gene Ontology annotation, cellular component: cytoplasm. Gene Ontology annotation, biological process: regulation of apoptotic process. NCBI's taxonomy places the organism in Eukaryota, Metazoa, Chordata, Actinopteri, Cichliformes, Cichlidae.
CCCUUUUUAUAUCUGAUAUAAACUUGUCUCUCUCUGUUUCUCAACUUGGGGAGAGGAACAGCAGUUCACAAGAUCCCUGUUGGCGUCAAAAGGAGGAAAUUCUUGCCAUGAUCUGACUAUAUAACCACGUCAUUUUUUGAUUCAUUCUCAGGACUGUUUUACAUUAAAUUAUGGUGGAAAAGGGUUUUCAUCAUUCCUGUUUGACAGCAGUGAGGGUGCUGCGAGUUUCUCUUGUGGAUGAACUAGAAGGACAGGUCGACUCUCUGGUAGAAUUCCUAGUGUGCCGGGAAGUGUUCACUCGAGAUGAUCGCGAGGAAGUGUUAUGUCAGCUGGGUCCCCGGAUGAGAGUGAGAAAGGUGCUGGAUAUCCUGGAGUGCAAAGGCGAGGAAGCGGCCAGGAUUUUUCUUAAUGUUAAAAGUCACUAUCAGUACUGCAAAGAAGCGGAUCCACCUCAGUCCAGAGAGUACAGCAAAGCGAAACAAAAACACAAAGAAGUCCUGAGGCGCAGGAGUGAGAGCAUGCUUUUCUACAACUCCCGGCACGGAGAGAAAAUUCAGUUUUCCGAACAUUAUGUCAAUCUUCUCUUAGUUGAUGGACACCAGGGAUUAGAAAAUAAAAGGCAUGAGGUGCUGACCUUUGGACAGAAGCGACUGUGUCAGCAGAAGUCAGCAGUGCAUGAGAAAAUCACACCAGCUGAACUGUUCUCAUGUGCAAAGGCAGUUCGUCCAGUCAGGAAGGUUCUGGUAUCGGGGGUGGCUGGAAUCGGAAAAACUAUCCUGGUGCAAAAGAUGUUGUUUGAUUUUGGGGGAAACAAGGACCACCUUGCCUUUGACUUCAUCAUACACAUGACCUUCAGAGACUUGAAUCUGAUUGACGAGCCCACAAGUUUACGAGAGUUGAUCUUGCGCAAAAACAGGCACCUUGCUAAAGAACUGGAUAACAUCUUGGCAAAUGACAACAAACUGCUGAUCAUCCUGGAUGGCUUUGAUGAGUUCAGACACUACAGGAGCUGCGACGUAGACUCUUUUGUAACUGAACCAGAUGAAGAUGCAGAGGUUAUGGAGGUUAUUGGAAGCUUGAUGCAGGGUGAACUACUACCAAAUGCUUCUGUGUUGCUCACAAGUCGGCCUGCAGCUAUCAGCUACAUCCCUGUGGGCUGCAUUGACCGCUUUGUGCUCAUUGCAGGGUUCUCCUUGGCCGAGGUUCAAGACUUCUUUUUUCGUUACUUCCAGGACAGGACCCUUGCUGACCGCAUGUUCUCAGUGGUAUCUGCAAAUGAACUAAUGCUGACACUGUGCUACAUACCUGCAUUUUGCUACAUUGUCUGCUGCAUCCUCAAAGAGAGCAAAGAUCUUUGUGGGGGAAGCCCAAAGACCAUGACGGAUAUUUACGUGCAGUACUUGGUGGCUUUGCUUCGAUCUCACACCCAAGCGAGAGCUGAAACAUGUCUUCAAGACCAAAGAGCGGGGGCCAUCCAGCAGCUGUCUGAUACUGUUUUAAAGCUGGGUCGACUUGCCUUCAAAAACCUACUGGAGCAUCAAACAUUAUUUUAUAGCAGCGACCGAGAGGUGGCAGCGUUAGAAGGGUCCAGCCUCGUUAGUGCUUUCCUCGACAAGACAAUUGCAGAAGAACCUGGGUUCACUGAAGAGGUCUAUUCAUUUGCUCAUCUUACUAUUCAAGAGUUCUUUGCUGCAGUUUACUGUGCGGUGACGGAUCACCCUUUGCCUGACGCACUUGAGCGCACAUCAUGUCCCAGAGAUGUAUCCAACAGUGGACACUUGGACCUUUUCAGCCGCUUCCUCUCUGGAAUCCUCUCUGAGCGCAAUGCCAGUCUUCUAUCUAGGCAGGUGGGGAUUUGCUGCCACAAAGAAAAAGCGAACGCAUAUCGUGAGAAAAUCAUCAGAGAACUGAGAGCUCUCUGUGAAAGUGGAGCCCACAUCCUAAACCAUUUGCAUUGCUUGUUUGAGCAACAGGACCCCUCGUUAGCACUUGAUGUGCAACCAAAGAUGCUAAGAGUUAAUGUUAGCGAUGAAACGCUAUCUCAAAUGGACUACAAUGCUAUCAAGUAUUUCCUAAACCUCACCGAGGGUAAAAUAUCAGAGCUGGAUCUUACUGGGACUGGAAUAAGCUGUGAUACACUAAGAGAUAUUCAACAUCUUUUGGGUAGAUGUGAGAGUCUUUGGCUUGGAGAAAACAACCUGGAUAUGGAAGCAGUACAGGUCAUUGCUGAUGUGUUGAAGGAAUCGGAGAAUAUUGUGUACCUCGGACUUGGGUGGACAAACAUUAGUGAUGACGAGCUUCUGGUCCUUGCUUGUGCAAUAGGGGUUAAAAAAAAGCUUCAGGAGUUGUGGAUGGAAGGCAACCGAGUGAGUUACAGAGGUCUGCUGUCAUUAAGCGACUUGAUCCCAGAUCCUCUGAAAAACGUUGUGGCGAUAUGGAAUGACCUGACUGACAGAGAGCCAGAGUGCAUGCAGACCAAGGCCAGCAUCACUGUGAAUUUCACAGACGAUGCUUCGUGGGCAGAGUGGCAGAAAUGGGUUUUUAAAAGGUGUGAGGUCAGCAGCAAUGAGAAGUUGCUGAUGGUACUUCACAAAGUGUGCAACAUAUCGACCCACCACUUCGAAGCUCAGUGGACGAAGACCUUCUACAGUCAACUUUCACAGCUCAUCAAGAGCAGAAUUGAGAGCUGUACCGAGGAGGACAUGUGCAAGAAGCUCAAAAAGUUUGACAGCUUUUUGGAGCUAUGAUGAAAAACACUGCCCUUAUGUUACAAGCUGUUAAUAAAUUGUUGGUUUGCA